Messenger RNA from Adelges cooleyi (spruce gall adelgid), 636 nucleotides. RefSeq lists its product as uncharacterized. The transcript is spliced from 3 exons. Lineage: Eukaryota; Metazoa; Arthropoda; Insecta; Hemiptera; Adelgidae. The coding region runs from base 67 to 471 and encodes 134 amino acids. The record is from RefSeq and is a predicted model, not a curated record.
UAAAGCAAUAAUAAUGAUUGUUUUAUUUGAAUCCAUUGUGAAUUUUUAAGUCUUAUAGAAGAAACAAUGAAUGUAAAGUAUAUAUUUGUUUUGUGUUUCACAAUGAAUUAUUUAGUAAUUCAAAGUGUUGCCGGCGAGACUAGGGAUCAAAUAUGGAGAAGAAUCCAGUUAGAAAAUAUGCAAAUACGAGAGACUUUCAAGAUAACUUUACAACAUCUCCGCCUUCAAUCGGGACAAACACUUACUUUGGAACAAUUAGUGUCGUCUUUGGGCUCCGAUAAUGCAAGACAUGUAUACCAGUAUUUCGAUGAAAAUUCUCGUGCAGCAAACAACCGAAACAACAUAAAUGAGGAUCUUUAUGGGGCCGUUAUCAGAAGAGUUUGCGAAAAAAGUCAACAGGAAGUACUACAAUUUUUAAAUAAGGUUAAUAUUGCAAUACUAAGCGAUAAAAUAGAUGCGCUUUUAGUAUGAUUUAUUUAUUAUACUAGCACAGUACUAUUCUGAUUUAUCAUCCUAUUUUAUGUUAUUUACUAUUUUUUUAAAAGCGAUAUGAGUUGUAAUUGUUUUACUCAUUGUGAAAUCAUAAAAUGUUAAGUACUAACACAAUAUAAUAAAAUGAGUUUCAAAAUAAUAUAA